ACACCAGGUCUUGGAGCAAGAGAACUUGGCAGGCUCUCCCCAUGGCAGUCUUAUUCCUCCUCCUGUUCCUAUGUGGAACUCCCCAGGCUGCAGACAACAUGCAGGCCAUCUAUGUGGCCUUGGGGGAGGCAGUAGAGCUGCCAUGUCCCUCACCACCUACUCUACAUGGGGACGAACACCUGUCAUGGUUCUGCAGCCCUGCAGCAGGCUCCUUCACCACCCUGGUAGCCCAAGUCCAAGUGGGCAGGCCAGCCCCAGACCCUGGAAAACCAGGAAGGGAAUCCAGGCUCAGACUGCUGGGGAACUAUUCUUUGUGGUUGGAGGGAUCCAAAGAGGAAGAUGCCGGGCGGUACUGGUGCGCUGUGCUAGGUCAGCACCACAACUACCAGAACUGGAGGGUGUACGACGUCUUGGUGCUCAAAGGAUCCCAGUUAUCUGCAAGGGCUGCAGAUGGAUCCCCCUGCAAUGUCCUCCUGUGCUCUGUGGUCCCCAGCAGACGCAUGGACUCUGUGACCUGGCAGGAAGGGAAGGGUCCCGUGAGGGGCCGUGUUCAGUCCUUCUGGGGCAGUGAGGCUGCCCUGCUCUUGGUGUGUCCUGGGGAGGGGCUUUCUGAGCCCAGGAGCCGAAGACCAAGAAUCAUCCGCUGCCUCAUGACUCACAACAAAGGGGUCAGCUUUAGCCUGGCAGCCUCCAUCGAUGCUUCUCCUGCCCUCUGUGCCCCUUCCACGGGCUGGGACAUGCCUUGGAUUCUGAUGCUGCUGCUCACAAUGGGCCAGGGAGUUGUCAUCCUGGCCCUCAGCAUCGUGCUCUGGAGGCAGAGGGUCCGUGGGGCUCCAGGCAGAGGAAACCGAAUGCGGUGCUACAACUGUGGUGGAAGCCCCAGCAGUUCUUGCAAAGAGGCCGUGACCACCUGUGGCGAGGGCAGACCCCAGCCAGGCCUGGAACAGAUCAAGCUACCUGGAAACCCCCCAGUGACCUUGAUUCACCAACAUCCAGCCUGCGUCGCAGCCCAUCAUUGCAAUCAAGUGGAGACAGAGUCGGUGGGAGACGUGACUUAUCCAGCCCACAGGGACUGCUACCUGGGAGACCUGUGCAACAGCGCCGUGGCAAGCCAUGUGGCCCCUGCAGGCAUUUUGGCUGCAGCAGCUACCGCCCUGACCUGUCUCUUGCCAGGACUGUGGAGCGGAUAGGGGGAGUAGGAGUAGAGAAGGGAACAAGGGAGCAAGGGAACAAGGGACAUCUGAACAUCUAAUGUGAGAAGAGAAACAUCCUUCUGUGAGUCAUUAAAAUCUAUGAACCACUCUA
This is a messenger RNA of Homo sapiens (human), 1305 nucleotides long. RefSeq names its product LY6G6F-LY6G6D readthrough (gene LY6G6F-LY6G6D). The coding region runs from base 42 to 1190 and encodes 382 amino acids. The record is from RefSeq and is marked validated. Lineage: Eukaryota; Metazoa; Chordata; Mammalia; Primates; Hominidae. The transcript has 6 exons.